Ectocarpus sp. CCAP 1310/34 is the source of this 2559-nucleotide messenger RNA. The record is from the annotation of a GenBank genome assembly. NCBI's taxonomy places the organism in Eukaryota, Phaeophyceae, Ectocarpales, Ectocarpaceae.
AUGCUCGAUCCAUCCCAAAAGAACGCCCCAUGGACGGAGGAAGAGAUAACUAUCAUCCACGACGCGCACCUCCGGUUGGGAAAUCGGUGGGCCGAGAUCGCCAAGCUCCUAACCGGCCGCACAGACAGCGCCGUCAAGAACUACUGGUACACCACGGCGCACAAGAACAUCGGCCGGCAAAACAAGGAGAUCCGCGGAGGAGGCGGUGACGGUGGAAGCGACCCUAGCCGCAGCCGUGACGCGGGGGCCAGAGGAAGCUCGACCAUAGACCCCAUUGGUCCUCGUGGCGAAAGCGUUGCCACGAACGGGGGCGGUCCAGGUUUCUACGACGAUCCCAAACCCGACGUCGUUCCGAGGGAAGCCGUGAUCGCCGGCGGCUGCUCCGCACCGGUCGGCCAUGUCGAGGGCGGCGAGUGCCAACUCCAGCCCGUAGUCGCAGGCCUGGGAGUGUGCGGGGGAAUCGGACCACCUCCCGCGAUGGCCGUGGCCACCGCUGCCGCCGUCGCUACCCAUGGCCAAGGGAUGCCGCCCGUGGGGGCCGCUACAGCGGCACCGGGGGUCGAAUCCCCGUCCCCGCCUGCCCUUGUACCUUCGUCGGCGUCCACGUUGGGGACGACCGCACCCGCCGCUGUGGAUGAAAACAAUCGUUGGCAGGUGUCCGACGACAACAAGCGGGGUGUGGUCAACCAAACCGCGAUCGGGUCCCUCACGAAGACAGAGGCGACGGACCCGCGCAAGGCCGCCGCCUGCUACGGAGAGCUCGACAAGAAAGUCGCGGGCGAGAAUGGAGACGGCAGCGCCAGCACCGGAGACGCCGGUGCCGUGCAUGGGUGGCACCUUGCCACUUCCGCGGCUAGUGACGCGGUGGAAGAAGCCCCGGGGCACAGGAAGGACGGGAGCUGCGGCGUCGUCCUAGGACCGGGGGGCGUGGCCCCCGCGACGUCGUCGCUGCUCGAGCAAGCGUCGGUCGUCAACGCUCACGCGGUCAGCAACACCGUGACGAAGUCCCCGCCGCUGCCGGCCCCCGCGUCCUCCGUGGGGUCGCGGGACCGCGACCAGCAGAUCGGGAGCAAGCGGCCCCGCCCCCGGCUCUUCGUGAACACCAAUGUCGACGCCGCCGGGAUGUACAUCGGUGGCCACGAACAGCAGCAGCACCAGCAGCACCAGCAGCACCAGCAGCACCAGAACCAGUCUCACCACCUUCACCAGCAGCAGCAGCAGCAGCAGGGGUUCGAGGCGGACGCGAACGCAAGCGCGGCGGCCGCGGUGGCCGCCGCCGCUCGCUCUGCGGCACGAGCUCCCCACGCGGUGUCGAUGUCCGCGGUCCCCUUCGGAUGCCCACCGGGGCUGGGUUCGUCGGCCGCCGAGGCAGCGUCGAAAGCGGCGGAGGCGGCGGCGAGGGGUGGUGGCGACGGCAACGGUGCCGGCGGCGGCGACCACCCGAUCGCCAUCCCCGGGACGUCAGUACGCCGAUACAUGCACGUCCAGCUGCUGUUGGCCUUGAUGAGCGCGCCGGGCCUGAGAGUGGUGACCCCCGCGAGGGUAUCGUGGGACCGCCUCGGCUACUACCCGGUGGACGCCGUGUUCGGGCCACCGAAGCCGGGGGCGCGUCCGCCCGGCCCGCCCAGGCUGACGCCGACCUCCACCGCGAUCCCGACGAUGCCGGGCUUGUCUCCUCGCUCUCAGUUCGGGAGUGACUCCGCUGCCGCCGCACUGGUACCAUCGAAACGCGCGCGUUCGGGCACGGGGCCGCCCGUCGCCGAAGGAGGAGGAGACAGUAGCGGCGGCAGCGGCAGCGGCGGCAUCAGUGGCAAAGGCGGCAGCGGCGGCAGCGGCGGCAGCAGUGGCAGCGGCGGCAGCGGCGGCAGCGGCGGCAGCGGCGGCAACGGCGGCAGCGGCGGCAGCGGCGGCGAGGUAUGCGUUCGUGAAACAAUGCCCGCCAUCGGGGGAAGAGGAGGAGGAGGUGGAGGGGGAGGAGGGGGAGGAGGGGGAGGGACGACGCACACCGGUGCGAUGGCGAUGCCCCCACCGCAGCACAGCCCCAGGACGUCGGCCAUACUGAGCGGGCUACCGGUCGGGGAGGGCAUGAUGAUGCUCGGGGACACCGGGGAGCUCCUCCCGUACGCCUCCAUAUCACCCACCUCCUUCAUCGGAAUAGGAGGAAUGGGAGGGAUGGGCCCCAUGUCACCGUACCAGUUCCCGUCGACGGCCGGCGGCGGCGGCGGCGGCAGCGGUGGCGGCGGAGGAGUUGGAGCAGGAAUCUUAUGUGGCGGUGGUGGCAUCGGGGGCGGCGGCGGUGGCGGCAGCGGAGGAGGCGGCGGCGGGGGCGGCGGUGGCAGCGAUGGAAGCGGGAGCGGCGACUUCGACUUUGCGACGGUGAUGGGGGCCAUCGGGGGAGGGUCGCAAGGCAUGGGCAUGGUUCCCAACUACAGCUUCUCCGACUUCGCGUCGGGGUACUCGCCCAAUCCCGUCAGCCCCACGUUCGGCUCCAGCCGCCUGUCUCCCCUGGCCGGGGUGCAAUUGCCGCAGUCGCUCUCUCCACGGGUGAACUGGGGUUAA